This is a messenger RNA of Pieris napi, 4932 nucleotides long. RefSeq names its product inositol hexakisphosphate and diphosphoinositol-pentakisphosphate kinase. Gene Ontology annotation, cellular component: cytosol. NCBI's taxonomy places the organism in Eukaryota, Metazoa, Arthropoda, Insecta, Lepidoptera, Pieridae. The coding region runs from base 260 to 4696 and encodes 1478 amino acids. Gene Ontology annotation, biological process: inositol metabolic process; inositol phosphate biosynthetic process. The transcript has 29 exons. Gene Ontology annotation, molecular function: 5-diphosphoinositol pentakisphosphate 1-kinase activity; diphosphoinositol pentakisphosphate kinase activity; inositol hexakisphosphate kinase activity. The record is from RefSeq and is a predicted model, not a curated record.
UGUAAUGUCAUACACUGAACUCGAACAUGGCUAUCAAGGAUUGCGGCAAGCUACUCAACCACAAUUCUAUGUCGGCGAUGACGGCAAUCUUGUUCCGAUAAGAUCUCCCUGGGGAGAACAUAUAAAUGGACCUUGUGACAAUGACAAGUCAAGUAACUUGUUAAUUAUGUCAUAUAUUUGUUGGUUAUCAUACAAAAUACAACCAAUCAUUUACAAGUCUCCUUAUCAUUGUUUAAGUUGAUAAAAGUGAUAGUUUGAAAUGGAGUGGCAGUGGGUGAAAGACUGGUGGCGGCUAAAACACUGGAGAAAUAAAGAAACAAAGGAGACAAGUGAUGAUGACUUUUGUUGUUGUGAUGAGUGUUUACCCGAUGGCGAGUUGGACCUGUGCGAGUCUUUGGAUUCGAAUGGCGAUGGCUGCGGCAAGAAAGUGGUGGUCGGCGUCUGCGCCAUGGCCAAGAAGUCGCAAUCGAAGCCCAUGAAGGAAAUAUUGACACGGCUGGAUGAAUUCGAGUAUAUUAAAAUGCUCGUGUUCCCAGAGGAGGUUAUACUUAAGAAACCAGUUGAAGAAUGGCCUAUUUGCGACUGCCUUAUAUCAUUUCAUUCAAAAGGAUUUCCACUUGAUAAAGCUAUUCAGUAUGAAAAGUUACGAAAACCCUAUGUAAUUAAUAAUCUUCACAUGCAGUAUGAUAUUCAAGAUCGUCGCAGAGUUUACGCUAUUUUAGAAAAUGAAGGAAUUGAAAUUCCAAGAUAUGCCGUCCUAGAUAGAGAUUCACCAGAUCCUAAACACCACGAGUUGGUGGAAUCGGAGGAUCACGUGGAAGUGAAUGGUGUCGUGUUUAAUAAGCCGUUCGUGGAAAAGCCAGUGUCGGCGGAAGACCACAAUAUUUACAUUUACUACCCGACAUCAGCAGGCGGCGGUAGCCAGCGGCUGUUCAGAAAGAUUGGAAGCCGCAGUAGUAUUUAUUCCCCCGAAUCUCGUGUGAGAAAGACUGGGUCUUUUAUAUACGAAGAUUUUAUGCCUACUGAUGGCACAGAUGUGAAAGUCUACACGGUAGGCCCGGAUUAUGCCCACGCCGAAGCGCGCAAGAGCCCAGCUCUGGAUGGCAAAGUUGAACGCGAUUCUGAGGGCAAAGAAAUCCGAUAUCCUGUUAUAUUGUCCAAUCAAGAGAAGUUAAUAUCUAGGAAAGUUUGUCUGGCCUUUAAGCAGACGGUUUGCGGGUUCGACCUAUUGAGAGCCAAUGGCAAAUCGUUUGUAUGUGACGUAAACGGAUUUUCGUUCGUUAAAAAUUCCAAUAAGUACUACGAUGACUGCGCAAAAAUUCUUGGGAAUAUGAUAUUAAGAGAAUUGGCGCCAACGUUGCAUAUACCCUGGUCGGUCCCUUUUCAACUUGACGAUCCUCCAAUAGUCCCUACGACGUUUGGGAAAAUGAUGGAAUUACGAUGUGUGGUCGCUGUUAUAAGGCAUGGAGAUAGGACCCCUAAGCAGAAGAUGAAGGUCGAAGUUAGACAUCCUAGAUUCUUUGAAAUCUUCGAAAAGUAUGACGGCUUCAAACGCGGUCACGUGAAACUAAAAAAGCCGAAGCAGUUACAAGAGAUCCUUGAUAUUGCGCGUGCGUUGCUAGCUGAUAUUCACACACGUCACGCUGACCCGGAAAUAGAGGAGAAGCAGGGGAAAUUGGAACAGCUCAAGAGCGUGCUUGAAAUGUACGGUCAUUUCUCGGGGAUCAACCGCAAAGUCCAGAUGAAGUACCAGCCGAGAGGCAGGCCUCGAGGCUCCUCGUCGGACGACGGUAACGCCCCCGCACCCGCUACAUCCGCUACAUCCGCUGACGUAGGUUGUGCUGGUGAACCAUCGCUAGUGCUGAUACUCAAGUGGGGGGGAGAAUUGACCCCCGCCGGAAGGAUACAGGCGGAAGAACUAGGCCGGAUGUUCCGGUGCAUGUACCCGGGUGGACAGGGCAGGCAUAUUCCGGGUGAGGCUGGUACGCAAGGCCUAGGUCUUCUUCGUCUCCACUCGACGUUUCGACACGAUCUCAAAAUAUACGCAUCAGAUGAGGGCCGGGUUCAGAUGACGGCGGCGGCUUUCGCCAAGGGUCUGCUAGCGUUAGAAGGCGAGUUGACUCCGAUACUCGUGCAGAUGGUGAAAUCAGCCAAUACCAAUGGUCUUUUGGAUAAUGAUUGCGAUUCAUCGAAAGUUCAGAAUAUGGCCAAAGCCCGACUCCAUGAAGCGAUGCAAGCAGACCGCGAGUUCACUCCAGAAGACAGGGCUCGUAUAAACCCAUGUUCCUCAUUAAGCAUUAAUGCUGCUAUGGAUUUCGUUAAGAAUCCCGUAAGAUGCUGCGCCCACGUGCAUACAUUGAUACAGCAGUUGGUGAGAAUAGUUUUAACGAAGAAGGACGAUCCUAAAACUAAAGACACAAUACUAUACCAUGGCGAAACGUGGGAGCUAAUGGGACGAAGAUGGGGCAAAAUUGAAAAGGAUUUUUGUACUAAACACAAAUCUUUCGAUAUAUCCAAAAUCCCAGAUAUAUACGACUGUAUCAAGUACGAUCUGCAACACAAUCAGCACACUUUACAAUUUGACCUGGCCGAGGAACUGUAUAUGUACGCGAAGUACUUGGCUGAUAUCGUUAUACCACAGGAAUACGGCCUGACGAUGCAAGAGAAGUUAACGAUAAGCCAAGGUAUCUGUACGCCGUUGUUGAAGAAGAUUCGCGCAGACCUCCAGAGGAAUAUUGAGGAAUCGGGCGAAGAGAAUGUCAACAGGCUUAAUCCAAGGUACAGUCACGGUGUAUCGAGUCCGGGUCGUCACGUGCGUACGCGUCUGUACUUCACGAGCGAGAGUCACGUGCACUCGCUUUUAACAGUACUGAGAUUCGGCGGACUACUCGAUAUAGUGAAAGAUGAGCAAUGGCGUCGUGCGAUGGAGUACGUGUCAAUGGUGUCAGAACUCAACUACAUGUCUCAAAUUGUUGUUAUGCUAUAUGAGGACCCUACCAAGGACCCUUGCUCUGAAGAGAGAUUCCAUGUGGAAUUACACUUCAGUCCGGGCGUGAAUUGCUGCGUGCAAAAGAAUCUUCCGCCGGGACCCGGAUUUAGGCCACAUUCGCGGAAUCAUUCCACGGCUAAUAAUGAACAAUUGUCCCCCGAUUCGGUUAAAUGUAUCGAAGAAGAAGUGGAAGAUGAUCAGAUGGCGAGUCAGGAGACAUUGCAACCUGACGUGAUUGACGAAUUGGACAACACAUUCUCGGGGACGAAGUGUUCCAAAUCAAAAUUGAGACCCUCCGACCCAAUACCUAUUUGCAACCUACACUAUACAGUGAGUGGUCACGAAGCAUCGUCUCUAGCUGCGCGCCUCAACGAAGAGCUGCGCUCGCGCAGUCAUACACACCCUGAUGACAGAGAACAUGCGCAGAGCGAAGAGAAAGAGACUAAAGAGGGCGAAGAGCCACAGCCGCGGGCGCGCAGCUACGACCAACAAAAACAACAUGAUAAUGGGCGGCGUCAGCGGCACAGCAUCGCCGGCCAGAUGAGCUACCUCAAGAUGUUGGGGCUGGCUAGAGGCAAGUUGGGAGGCGCCGCGGGACUCUUCAGUACCGCCGUUAUAUCGGGCUCCAGUUCAGCGCCUAAUCUCCGAGUUAUGAUACCCUCAACUAAUAGUAAUACGGCACUGGAGGGUUUCGGGGGUGUGCCAGCUAUUCGCCCUUUGGAGACACUUCACAAUGCGUUGUCUCUGCGACAGUUGGACGAUUUCCUUGAGAGACUCAGCGCAGCCCCUGUUCAGACAAUGACAAAACCCCUUGUUAAGCAUUCGCCUACCAAUAGUGUAGGUUGGAGUGGUCCGUCUUCCUUGAUGUCAUCAUCAGGAGAACUGCCCAGUGCCUUGUCAUCAGCCGGCCCCUCUUCACCCAACUCCAACUACGCCGGAUCCGAAAACAAGAACAACGAAAGUAGCAAUUGGAGUAAAAAUGUUCCAAACAAGCUCCCCCAGUGGGACGGCGAGGCGGCGACAUUGUGCGAGCUGCGGCCCUACGCUCUCGGGGAACUCCUCCCAGGUUCUUCUAUUAGCGGCGAUGUGACGCCCGUUUCUGCGAGUUCAGAACUCGAGUUCAAUAGUAACGAGGCCACUGCCGGAUCGCUCACCGAUCACGAUAUUAUGAGUGCAGAGGGUGAAGAUGACGAAGAGACACUAUCAGCGGAUCCAUGUAGUUCGCCUGUAAAGAUAAUACGUAAUGAUUUGAGCCCAAUAUGCACAAGGAACACCCUCAAACCGACAAAAACUAACUUAGUGUCAUAUAAUCUCACCCCACAACAGACAGAAGCCUUCUUCAAAGAUCUUCCCUGCAGCAGCAAAAACUUCAACAAAGACGAAACAAAGAAAUGUUCAAAGGAACGGUUGAAGUUCUACAAAAACUUAGAUUCACUAAACAUACAAAGAGAUUUAGGAAAAUUAGAAAGCGAAGUUUGCACCAGUAGAAGAUAUAGUGACAGUAGCGCUCAAAAGAGCACAGCUGUAACUGGAAGUAGAUUCACUACAACGCUUGUGUCCGAAGACUGUUUGAGAGCUAGCGCUUCUGGUGAGAGCAAAUCAAAUAAUAACAUAGCCAAUACGGUACAUGAACCUAUCCUAACGCCAUUAGUGACUACAGCUAAGAAUGUUAAUGUUAAACCCGGUUUUAACUUAUGUAAUAAUUAGAUCCUUUAUUUUUAAAUCAUAUACUUAUAUUGUUAUGCACAAAUUGACAUGAAUGUUAAUAAAGGCUAUAAAUUUUCAGAUAGUGAACAACUUGCCGAUUGAAUGGAUAUAAAUAAUAUGCCGGCUACAUUGUAACCCCUUCACUGGCUAUUUGUAGGUUCUAGAUAAAUAGUGAUAUUUACAAAAUAGUUUGUAAUAAGUUGUAUUAUUUAAUAUACAGUGCUUGAGAAUUCAAA